This is a messenger RNA of Lontra canadensis (Northern American river otter), 2867 nucleotides long. RefSeq names its product nuclear apoptosis inducing factor 1 (gene NAIF1). The transcript is spliced from 2 exons. The record is from RefSeq and is a predicted model, not a curated record. Gene Ontology annotation, cellular component: nucleus. Lineage: Eukaryota; Metazoa; Chordata; Mammalia; Carnivora; Mustelidae. Bases 872 to 1855 code for a protein of 327 amino acids.
UGAGCAGGCCGGUGAGAGGAAAUCAAGCCGCGAUAGGCAGAAGUUCUGUGAUUAGCCGGCGGAAGGCCCCGUGUCCAAUCUCCAUUGAGAAACGCUGUUUGGCUUCAGGCAAUCGUAAGGAUGGGAGGAGCGGUCGUGUACAGAAACCUCGUAGUCUCCGGUGGGAAAUAGGGUUUGUGUGAGGAGCAACCGUGAGCUGCGGCUGCGAAGCAGAGUUUGCUUCCGUGAGUGGAAUUAAAAAAUUGGCCAAUGGCUCAAGGCCGAAAGCACUCAGGUAUCCUCGGGAGGCCGGGUUUUGGUACUCUAUAACUCCCUAAACCACCAAUAAAAUAGCUGAAUUUAACGGCGUGAUAGUCGUAAUGCUGACGAUUGAAGGACAGAACGAUUUUCCAAUGGAAGUGAAAAAAGGCAAGUGGGAGGAGCGCUCUGUAGCGACAGACACACUUUUAGACCAAUGACGAGGCCAAUUCCAGUAAGUAGGCGUGCUCUUCAGUUGAAAGACAGAUCAAAAGAGCCAGUGAUCGAAGUGGCGUUUGAGCCCCUCCCAACCAGGAGGGCGGGUUCCUCCGGGGAAGCUCUGGGAGGCGGGAAGAGGGGAAGUGGGCGGAUCUCCGCACACCCCGGCGGAAGAGGCAGAUUCAGGAAGCCAUUACGCAGCUGGCUGGCAGCGGCCGGGCCGGUCGGGGCUGGGCCCUACGCACUUUGCGUAGCGAGGGGGGUUACCAAAGGCCUGGUGCUUGGCCCGGAACAAGCCCGGCCUAUCCCCUGUAGGGGAGGGGUGGAUGAGGGGAGAGGCUGGGGAGGAAGAGAGGGGGAAUUGGGGCGUUUGAGGGGAUUAUAAUUUCUUUAAAAAGGGGGGUGGGGAGAGGCCAUGGCCGUCCCAGCCAAGAAGAGGAAGAUGAACUUCUCUGAGCGAGAGGUGGAGAUCAUCGUGGAGGAGCUGGAACUGAAGAAGCACCUGCUGGUGAACCACUUCAAUGCCGGGGUCCCUCUGGCUGCCAAGAGUGCCGCCUGGCACGGCAUCUUGAGAAGGGUCAACGCUGUGGCCACCUGCCGCAGGGAGUUGCCUGAGGUCAAGAAGAAGUGGUCUGACCUCAAGACCGAGGUCCGUCGCAAGGUUGCCCAGGUCCGGGCCGCGGUGGAGGGUGGCGAGGCCCCAGGGCCCACUGAGGAGGAUGGAGCUGGUGGGCCUGGGACAGGUGGUGGCAGUGGUGGCGGUGGCCCAGCCGUAGCCCCCGUCCUGCUCACCCCCAUGCAACAGCGCAUCUGCAACCUGCUGGGCGAGGCCACCAUCAUCAGCUUGCCCACUACCACAGAGAUUCACCCCGUGGCCCUCGGACCCACAGCCACUGCAGCUGCAGCCACGGUCACCCUGACACAGAUCCCCACGGAGACCACCUAUCACACGCUCGAGGAGGGAGUGGUAGAGUACUGCACGGCGGAGGCCCCCCCACCGCUGCCAGCCGAGGCCCCCGUGGAGAUGAUGGCCCAGCACGCCGACACCUCGGUCAAACCCCAAGCGCUCAAGAGCCGCAUCGCCCUCAACUCGGCCAAGCUGAUCCAGGAGCAGCGGGUCACCAAUCUGCACGUGAAGGAGAUUGCCCAGCACCUGGAGCAGCAGAAUGACCUCCUGCAGAUGAUCCGCCGCUCCCAGGAGGUGCAGGCCUGCGCCCAGGAGCGCCAGGCCCAGGCCAUGGAGGGCACCCAGGCGGCGCUGAGCGUCCUCAUCCAGGUCCUCCGGCCCAUGAUCAAAGAUUUCCGACGCUACCUGCAGAGCAACACGCCCAACCCCACGCCCCCCUCGGAGCCCGGACAGGUGGCUCAGAACGGGCAGCCCGACAGCAUCAUCCAGUGAGGGCAGGGGCUGCGACGACCUUCUGCUGUGAUUGGAUGACACCACUGUGGUCUUGGAAGUGGGUUUUGUGACUGGCCUUAGGGCACAUGGCCAGCCCUCUCUUUGAUGGACCGUUAGGGGUCCGCGGUUUCUGAGAAGUGAAGGAGAUUGAGAAGAACUUGUUGGGCUCCUGGGACCCAAACUGUUCUUACCCCCGCCCCCCGCCCCUUGAGCUGCCUGGCCAAGAGCCUGAAGGUUGGCUAGGUGGGGGUUGGGCGCCGGUGAUUCUACACAUGGUGUCACGCGCCAGGGCUUGCGACGUGAGCCACUCUGUCUGGAAUGCCUGGAAGGGAGGUUCUCACUGGGAGCUGUCUCACAGCUGGGGAUGGGGGAGGGGGGGUCCUGUGCUGAAAGGCUCCCCCACCCCACAGUGUCAUCAGUGUGAUAAUGUCCGUGGAGCGGGUAGUGGUCCAGUACCUUCUUCCUGCCUUGGGAGGCAGAGUGACUGGGCCUGAGCAGGAAGCUCCACCCCUUUUCUCCUUCCCACUGUGCCUCCGUUCUCAGGGGACUCUAGUCCAUCUGUGCUUUCUCCAUCCCCCGCACCUCUCCGGGCCUAGCAGGGGGGCCCUCGCUGUCCCCCACCCGGCUGGCUCUGCAGCCGCACCCAGGAUGCGGCCCGCUGGGCUCAGGGAUGCUGGGUGUGCUGGGGACAGCCUGGCCCCCAUCUGGUCUUCCACUGCGUCCUGGGGCAGCCUGACAGCUUUUGACUCAGGACGAGCAUUAGGCUCUGGGUGCUGUGAAUCUGAGAGAAAACAGACCAGCGUGGAACACUGUUGCUCCCCUGCAGUGGGUCUGAGGUGACCACGUGGCUUCUUCCAGAAGGCUUGCUUCAGGCCAGAUGUAUUUGUUCUGUACACCUACCCCUCCUGGGAAGGGGUGGCAGCUCCGGCCACACCCGUCCUCUUCUCUCUACUGACUGCACGAUUCUGACAUUCGGCGUGGGGGAAAAAGAAAAAAAGUGGGGGGGGAAAGG